This is a messenger RNA of Sebastes umbrosus (honeycomb rockfish), 8273 nucleotides long. It is a transcript of the gene atrnl1a, whose product is annotated as attractin-like 1a. The record is from RefSeq and is a predicted model, not a curated record. Gene Ontology annotation, cellular component: Golgi apparatus. NCBI's taxonomy places the organism in Eukaryota, Metazoa, Chordata, Actinopteri, Perciformes, Sebastidae. Gene Ontology annotation, molecular function: protein binding.
AUUUAUACGCCUUCCAUAAGAUCAGGUUGUAGACAGGCAGGCAGUCCCGAAUGAAAUGAUUGGAUGAGUUUAUUCAAUCCUGCGACGGCCUCAGGGUCGUGUCUAGAAGAUAACAGGCAAAUUUUGCAAUUCUGGCGAAAUGGCUCAGAUACAGGAUUUUUAUCAUUUUUUUUAUAUGGGAGCAUUUGAUUUAUUGAUUGCUGUCUGGAUGUAAUGAGAAUUUCAACAAUAUGACAACAUUUUUUUGUUUUUGAAAAGUCUUUGAAGAACAUUACCUACCCUAGCUUUAAUUAAUUAAUGCUCUAUCUAUCUAUCUAGCAAUCCAUCCAUCCAUUCAAUAGCUCCUGUUGCACUCCUUUUUUAAUUGUCUGCCAAAUAAUAAAUCCUCCAUAUUAAUACUUAUUUCUUUCUAUUGUGAGUCUUGAAAAUGCUUCAAGUAUAAACUACCGAUAGUAAACCUGCUGCAGAUGAAUGUCCCGUCUUUUUCCUGCACACUGUCCUGCUGCAGAUGUCUUUGUCUCUGCACGGUGUCCUCCUGCUGCAGAUGUCUUUGUCUCUGCACGGUGUCCUCCUGCUGCAGAUGUCUUUGUCUCUGCACGGUGUCCUCCUGCUGCAGAUGUCUUUGUCUCUGCACGGUGUCCUCCUGCUGCAGAUGUCUUUGUCUCUGCACGGUGUGUCCUCCUGCUGCACGCCUUCAGCUGUCUAAACGGGACUGGCCCUUUAACCGCGUGUCCGUGUCCGUACUGCUCAUGCUCAUGCUCAUGCUCGGGGCUUUGUGCAGGAGUUCCCCUCUUCACCAUCACAUCACAUCACCAACCAGCUGUGGAGCGGAGAGGAGAGCAGCGCCAGCAGACCGACCAGCUCCAGGAAGAGCUGCGGCUGUCUGUCGCAUCAGCCCGGCCAGAGGACACGUCUUUGUCUGGGAGAUCAUCCAGAUCCAGCAUCACCGGAGCUAUCACCGGGAUUACACACCGGUUUCACCGGUCUGGAGCAUCAUCCGGUCUCCGUGUUGACAUCGGAACCUGGACCACAGUGGAAGUUAUCUGGAGGACUCGUGGAGACGCGUUAAAACAGCUUUCUAUGUUUGCGUCACCGGAUGAAUCCGACUGGGAUUUACAGUGUUUUUAAAGGUUCCCAUCAAAGUUUUCAUGUUCCCCUGGCGUCACAGUGUAGGAUACUUCACUCCACAUGAUGACAACACAUCACCUUUCCUUGUGAGGUGACAGCACCUUCUCUGCCUCUCCGAAAAGACACUGCUGCUCGUCCAUCAUGGAUGAUGAUGUUGUUGGAGUUAAAGAGACGCCUCUGUGCACCUGGACGUCCAGACGCAGCGUGUUGGUAACGUACCUGGGAGUAGUUGUGAUGCUCCACCACCUCGUGCUGCACACCGACGCCUCGGCGGUGGCCAAGCCCUGCGAGAAGGACUGCUUCUCGGGGAAGUGCAUGAACGGGAGCUGCGUGUGUGAGCACGGAUGGGUCGGGGAUCAGUGCCAGCACUGCCAGGGACGGUUCAAGUUAACAGACCUGUCAGGCUCUCUCACAGACGGACCAGUAAACUAUAAGUACAAGACCAAAUGUACUUGGCUAAUAGAAGGAUACCCUAAUGCAGUACUCAGGCUGCGCUUCAAUCACUUCGCCACCGAGUGCAGCUGGGACCACAUGUACGUCUACGAUGGAGACUCCAUUUACGCCCCUUUGAUUGCCGUCUUCAGUGGUCUAGUAGUACCAGAGACCAGAGGCAACGAGACGGCCCCCGAGGUGGUGACGACGUCCGGCUACGCUCUGCUUCACUUCUUCAGCGAUGCUGCCUACAACCUGACCGGCUUCAGCAUCGCCUACUCGAUAAACUCUUGUCCCAACAACUGCUCGGGCCACGGCAGAUGCAGCACGGCGAACUCGGUCUCGGGUCGCGUGUACUGUGAGUGCGAGGAGUACUGGAAGGGAGAAGCCUGCGACAUCCCGUACUGCAGGGAUAACUGUGGCAGCCCGGGUCACGGCUACUGCGACCUGACCGGAGAGAAGCUCUGCGUCUGCAACGACAGCUGGCAAGGUCCAGACUGCUCGCUGUCCGUCCCGUCCACCGAGGCCUUCUGGGUGCUGCCCAGCGUCAAACCGUCAGCUCAGUCUCUGGGCCGGGCGUCCCAUCAGGCUCUGGUGCACUCUGGGCUGAUGUGGGUGGUGGGAGGAUACUCCUUCAACUACUCCAACUACCACAUGGUCCUCAACUACAACCUAGAGAGCAGUACGUGGGAUGUAGUUCCCGUCAGCAGCGGUCCUCUCUACAGAUACGGUCACUCAUUGGCUCUCUACCAGGAUGACCUCUACAUGUUCGGCGGGAAGCUGGAGGCGAAGUCGGUCAACGUGACGGACGAGAUGUGGGCGUUCAACAUCCCCAGGCGCACCUGGUCGCCGCGGAAACCGACCCCGCCUCCUCCCUACGCCCUGGAGGGGCACACGGCCCACGUGGUGGAGCUGGCCGACGGCGAGCCGGUGAUGCUGAUCUUCUUUGGCUACUCGCCGAUCUACAGCUACGUCAACAAAGUCCAGGAGUACAACAUCAGGUCCAACUCGUGGCAGGUGGUCUCUGCUGAAGGCGCCGUGGUCCAGGGAGGCUACGGCCACAGCAGCGUGUACGACGAGGCCAGCGGCUGCGUGUUUAUCCACGGGGGAUACAAGGCGCUUAGCAACAACAAAUACGGCCUGGUGGACCACAUGUACCGGUACCACGUCCACACGAAGACAUGGCUGAUCCUCGGGGAGAGCGGCGUGGCGCGGUACCUCCACUCCGCCGCGCUCCUGAGCGGCACGGUGCUGGUUUUCGGUGGGAACACUCACAACGACACGUCGCUGAGCAACGGAGCCAAGUGCUUCUCUGCUGACUUCCUUGCGUACGAUAUAGCUUGUGAUGAGUGGACCGUCCUCCCCAGACCAGCGCUGCCACGGGACGCCAACCGGUUUGGACAUUCUGCUGUGUUGUCUUCAGCUCCAUUGUACAUCUUUGGAGGUUUUUCGGGCCUCCUCCUGAACGAUGUGCUGGCCUACACCCCUCCGUCCUGCCAGGCCUUUUCUAACCCAGCUUUGUGUGCGGCCGCCGGGCCGGGCCUUCGCUGCCAUUGGGUCAAAAGUAGAUGUGUCCCCUGGGAGCCAAAAGCACCCGAGCACCUUUAUCCUGCUCCCUUUUGCCCUGUGCGACCUGACAGCACAGACGAGCGGUGCUUCCGGUUUUCGGACUGUGCGAGCUGCACCGCCAACACACGGGGCUGCCAGUGGUGUGAGGACAGGAAGUGUAUAUCUGCGUCCAGUAACUGCACCGUGUCGGUGAGAGACUCGUCGGGCUGUAAGCGGCGGGAGGAGCAGGAGUGUUUCAGACUGGCCAACUGCAGGAGCUGCUCCCUCAACGCCAACUGUCAGUGGGAGCUGCAGCAGCAGGAGUGUCAAGCACUUCCUGGUCAGCUGUGUGGGGAGGCCUGGCACCACGUCGGAGAGGCCUGCCUGAGGAUCAACUCCAGCAGCGAGAGCUACGAUAACGCCCAGCACUACUAAAACCUGGGAGGAAACAUCGCCUCACUGCUCACAGACAAACAAGUCAACUUUGUUCUGGAGGAGCUACAAAAAUACCAGCUGCAAGACAAGACGUUGUCUCCCUGGGUUGGCCUGAGGAAGAUCAAUGUGUCGUAUUGGGGCUGGGAGGACGCGUCGCCCUUCACCAACACCAGCCUGCGGUGGUUAACUGGAGAGCCCAGCGACUCGGGCUUCUGCGCCUACCUGGAGCGGGCGCCGGCGGCCGGCCUCAAAGCCAACCCCUGCACGGCCACCGCCGACGGCCUCAUCUGUGAAAAACCUGCCGGGAGUCCCCAGAGUCAGACUGCUCGUCCCUGCAGAACGCCGUGCUCUCUGCGGACCAGCUGUGCCAACUGCACCAGCCAGGCCAUGGAGUGCAUGUGGUGCGGCAGCACGCAGCGCUGCGUCGACUCGUCAGCGUACGUCAUCUCCUUCCCCUACGGGCAGUGUCUGGAGUGGCAGACCCAGGACUGUGCAGCCCAGAACUGUUCAGGUCUGAGGACGUGUUCAGAGUGUUUGGAGAGGACGGAGUGCGGUUGGUGCGGUGAUCCCAGUAACACCGGUAGGGGUGUUUGCAUGGAGGGGUCCUACCGAGGCCCCAUGAAGCCCGCUAUCGCCAGGGCCGGGACCCGAGACCUGGACCGGCUACGAGACAGGGACAUGGUACUGGAUCAGAGUCUCUGUUCGUCUGAUAGAGGCUACAACUGGGCCUUCAUCCAAUGUCCCGCGUGUCAGUGUAACGGCCACAGCAGGUGUGUGAACGGCAGCGUGUGCGAGCACUGUGGGAACCUGACAGCGGGGAUGCACUGCCAGAGCUGCAUGCCCGGUUACUAUGGCGACCCCACCAACGGUGGGAAGUGUAACGCAUGUAAGUGUAACAGCCACGCCAACGUGUGCCACGUCAACACGGGGAAGUGCUUCUGCACCACGAAGGGCAUCAAGGGAGACCAGUGUCAGCUAUGUGACUCAGAGAACCGUUACCUUGGUAACCCUCUCCGAGGAACAUGCUACUACAACCUGCUGAUCGAUUACCAGUUCACCUUCAGUCUGCUGCAGGAAGACGACCGCCACUACACCAGCAUCAACUUCAUGGCUACACCUGAACAGGCCAACAAGAACUUGGACAUGUCCAUCAAUGCCUCCAACAACUUCGACCUCAACAUCACGUGGUCCUUGAGCUCGACAGCUGGCACCAUCUCAGGGGAAGAGAUGCCCAUCAUAGCGAGGACCAACAUCAAGGAGCACCGCGACAGUUUCUCCUGUGAAAAGUUCAACUUCAGACUUCACCACAACAUCACAUUCUACGUCUACGUGUCCAACUUCAGCUGGCCAAUCAAGAUCCAGAUUGCUUUCUCUCAGCACAACAGCAUCAUGGACCUGGUGCAGUUCUUUGUCACCUUCUUCAGCUGUUUCCUGUCUCUGCUGCUGGUCGCUGCCGUGGUUUGGAAAGUCAAACAGACCUGUUGGGCGUCACGACGUAGAGAGCAGCUGAUGAGAGAGCGACAGCAGAUGGCCAGCCGUCCCUUUGCUUCGGUUACUGUAGCGCUGGAGGCGGGCGGUGACCACGAGGAGCUGCUACAGGCGGUGCCGAAGCCCAUCGCCAUGGAGCCGUGUUGGGGGAGCCGAGCAGGUGUCCUGACGGUGCUGCUGUAUCUGCCCAGAGUCCCGUCUGGAAUCCCUCCACCAGGACAGUCUGGUAUUGCUAUAGCGAGUGCUCUGGUGGACUCCUCACAACAGCGAGUGAUGGACUUCAAAGAAAGAGGCCUGGGACUGAAGCACCGCAAACACACCGUGCACCAUCAAGGGACCUGUGUAUGAACUGGAUUCCCUCAAUGAGGUAACAAGAUAGCUACUACCGUGCCCCCCCCAGGGGGUUUCACUGGAGAUAUUCUUAGAUUAAAGGGGACACAUUGUAAACAAAGCCUGCAAAAAUUGGUUUCUGAUAGUGUCUUGGAAGGAAAAGAAAUGGGCACCCAGAGUGGAGAAAGUGGCCCUCGUGGUCCCGUUCUUACCUGGUUUGGAUGGAAAUCUUCAUCGACAUGCUCUUCUUGUCCCGUCUAUAUUACGUUGGUCCUGAUGAGCCAGGAAAACAAGAAUUGGAAAACCUGCAGAUUGACAGAGAAAACGUGUUUCGGUCAGACAUUUACUCUGAGCGCUGGCAGGCUUUUCCACUUCCACGCCAUAUGUGGCUACGCACCUCCAGGGCUCUACUCGUCUGUCAUGCAGUCUGCCAUAUUGACAAGAGGGAAAAAAAAAAACCACUUGUUUUACACCGUUAAACCAAACUAAAUGGCUUCGAGCUGAAAUUAACUGAGCUGAAAUGACUGACUUACAAACCCACUCGGACUCAGGAGCAACGCUGGAAAGAACAACAACUAGAUCAAUGCAAAACGCUGUAGUGGGCGGUGAAUUUUAAAGACUACUACUGUUGACAUGUAAAAGAUCAUUGUUGAGAUUUUCUCCUUUAUGAAAUACAUGUUGUUUUUUUUCCCUGCACCUAUAUUUUGAUAUCUGCUCAGGUCCUCUGUGAUGGAAAAGGGUCCAUUCUGUGUAGCUUUGGGCCUUAUACACGUCUGUAUAUGCACUAUAAGUGAAAUGCUUUACCAGUACAUUAGGACCCUCUGUGGGAUAAUAUUAUGCAACUGAUCAUCCAAAUGCAAUGUUUAUUCUAGGCUGCAAUGUAACCUCGAGGUCGGUAUCAUCAAACACAUACUACUGAUGGUAUUCACAUGCCUAUUAAUUCAGUUACGACUGUGAAGAUACAUCUUUUUUCAUGCCUGUUUACUUGCGAUACAAACUUUUUAUGGAACAUAUCUCCUGUAAUAUUUAUUAAUUAUGCAAACUAUACGGUUCAUUUUACAAAAUGCACUAAGGAUUUUUUUUUGUAACAGAAAGACUAAACAAUAGAUUUGACAAAGUGAAUCUGUGCAGUAUUCCUUUUUUUUGCUUGUACCCUCAGUGUCUUUUCAUUUCCAAAUAUUCAACCCCGUCUCCUACAAAAUUACAUUCCCAUACAAUUAAACUGCAUUCUCAAUUACGUUUUUAGGGAAAUAUCUUUUCUCCUGGAUUACAGUUGCAGUUUGAAACACGUGGUUAACGUUGUAAAUUGAAUCAAAAUAAAAAAUGCAACAAAACUACCUUGUUAGGUUUAGGAAAAACGUCGUGGUUUGGCUUAAAAUGAUUACGUUUGUUACUUUAUUAAGCCAUACACGCCUUUUCGGUUAGUAAACAGGACAAUAGACAAUAUGUUUUGUGGUUUGGGAAUGGAAUUUUUAGGAGACAGGGUAUAUAUUUUAUGCAUCAUAGCAAGUUUUGUGUUUUUUCCCUUCACCAAUAGUGUUAAAACCUUCAGCAAACAUUGUAAAGUCACUUUUUAUCAACUUCACGUACACAGUAGAGUUACACAACUGUUCAAAAGUUUGGAAUCUGCUGCCACAAAAGCUUUUAGCUUGUCCUCUUUACUAAUAGAUGUUAUUUAGUUUACUACAUAGAGAACAAAACGCUCUCCAGUGGUUCAACCCCACUGACAACUGAAAGAGACAAACAGUUGAAUCAGAACAGAAGAGAACUCAGCAGUAAAUCAGACUUCACAAUAGAAACAGAAGGUUAAUCUAGGGUUAACACUACUGGAUGCACCGAUACUGCAUCGGAUAUCGGGCUGAUCCUGACUCAAUUAGCUGGAUUGGAUAUCGGUGACAAUGGGGCUGAUCUAUUAAAUUCAAUUUUAUGUUUAUAUACAUUAUAUCAUGGAAUUUUAAUUCUUGUUUAAGUUUUGACGAAUUUGUUGCUGCAUUAAAAAAUGUUUACACUUUAACUGUAAUUCCUGUUAAUUUUGAAGAUUUCUUACCAUGUUACUGAUGUACGAUCUAUUUUUUUUUUUUUUUUUAAAUAAAUAAAAAUUCUGUUAAUUUUUAAGAUUUUUUACGAAGUUACUGGAGUACAGUUUAUUAUUUUAAUAAUAAAUAAUUCACUAAAUUCAUAUCUAUGUAUUUAUUUGUCACAUUUUGUUUAAUUAAGUUAGAAAAGCAAUGUUUAUGUCAAGCCCGUAAAAGAAUGAUCCCAGUCAGUUCCACACAGUGAGGCAUACAGCUCAUUAAUUAAACUGGUAUCAGAUCAGUACUCAGUAUCGAUGGAUACCCAAAGACUAAACUAACACUCAAAAUCAACCGUUGAGAAGACGUUACUCCGAACACAAUACGUUACCCUGGUUACAGACUGACGCUGAAUUUCAGAGAUUCAAAUCGUGAAUUCCUGAGAAUAUCAUCCCAUAUCUCAGGCUCCGUACUUAUUUCAUUUUUACCAACAACAGCCUUAAUACGCCUCGUAUUGUGUGGACAUCGACUAAAUGAAAGUUUGCAUCAUUUCAGUCUUCUUCUAUUGGGGCCAAAAGUAUUUCAAAAUGUAAAUAAUAUAUAUUCUUAUCUGGAUUAUGCUGUUCUCAUCUCUGUUAAAAUAGUUAUUAAUGAAGGAAAGAAGAAGGUCGUCUAUAUAACAGCUGAUUCCAAACCUUUGAACAGUAUCGUGUGUCUUUAUAUAUCGAGCCUGAUUGUUUCUAUUCAGGCGUUUGUUUGUUUUCAUGUAAUUUUGCACCAGUUUGUUGUCGAGACUUCUAUUAACAAAGGGCAGCUCACCACACUGUUUUUGUCCAUAUGAGCAUAAAUCUGUACAUUUACAAUUAAAACAUUUUGAUGCCUUUUCAUAUGGUAACUGGA